AUGCAGUCACUUGUGUCAAUGAAUCUGGUACAUAUAUUUGAGAGUAUCCCACAUCGGAUAUAUUGUUGGGCUUGGCUGGGGACCCUGGUGCAGGAGUGUUUUCAUGUGUAUGUGUGUGUACACUCGAGCACUUUUCAGGGGAGUGUUAGCGCAGCGCGUUACCUUGAGUCCGCAAAGUUUCGUCAUUUUGUCGACAGGCGUGCUCGCGUAUUUCUCCACAUUUUUUUUGUUCUUCCCUUGUCGCACGGGCGGUUUUCUUUACCUUGUGUAGUGUGCACUCUUUGUGCUUUUUACUGCUUGUGUCUUUGUUAG
This is a messenger RNA of Trypanosoma brucei brucei TREU927, 312 nucleotides long. RefSeq lists its product as hypothetical. The transcript has a single exon. NCBI's taxonomy places the organism in Eukaryota, Euglenozoa, Kinetoplastea, Trypanosomatida, Trypanosomatidae. The record is from RefSeq and is a predicted model, not a curated record. Bases 1 to 312 code for a protein of 103 amino acids.